Messenger RNA from Opisthorchis viverrini, 1044 nucleotides. RefSeq lists its product as hypothetical. The annotation marks the transcript as partial. Gene Ontology annotation, molecular function: DNA-binding transcription factor activity, RNA polymerase II-specific; RNA polymerase II cis-regulatory region sequence-specific DNA binding. The transcript is spliced from 5 exons. NCBI's taxonomy places the organism in Eukaryota, Metazoa, Platyhelminthes, Trematoda, Opisthorchiida, Opisthorchiidae. Gene Ontology annotation, cellular component: nucleus. The record is from RefSeq and is a predicted model, not a curated record. Gene Ontology annotation, biological process: cell fate specification; positive regulation of DNA-templated transcription; regulation of transcription by RNA polymerase II.
CCACCAAUGAUGAACCACCAUCAUAUCCAACAGAUCUGAGCAUACAAGAGAAGAUAACUUGUCCGGAAAAUCAACUACCAAAGGACUUUAGCAAUCCGUCCCGGUUCGAUGUAGAGUCUCCGAUACCUCAACCAAGUCAAUCAUUCGCCAUGUCCUGCUUACCGUUCUACCUGGGUAAGCAAUCGAAACCGGCAACUCUGGUGCCAGAAAACAAGUAUAUCAAUUCGGAAGGAAUCCCCAGUGAACAAUUGUCACCGAAGGCUAAAAGCCGGAACAAUGCGUCGGACAACACCCAUAACUGGGACCGGACAAAGUCAAGCCUAUUACGUUGCACCGAUCAAGUGAACCAGCCAAUCGAUAGACAGAAGAGUAAAAAACAACCGAACCAGAUGGUGUUGAACAGACGGCUGAAACAAAGGUCAUGGAGUUCAGUCGAAUGUCAUUUGGAGACAAGGGAGUUGUGGGAAAAAUUCAAUGAGCUCGGUACAGAAAUGAUCAUCACAAAGUCAGGAAGGCGCAUGUUUCCUGUCAUCCGCGUCUCGUUUACCGGUGUCGAUCCGGAUUCAAGGUACCUGGUUGCCAUGGACAUUAUCCCAGUGGAUACAAAGCGGUACCGUUAUGCCUACCAUCGAUCGAGUUGGCUGGUUGCCGGUAAAGCGGAUCCAGAGAUGCAUCUGCGUCAGUACGUUCAUCCUGAUUCCCCAUUCACUGGGGAUCAACUGGCGAAACAGACUGUAUCAUUUGAAAAACUGAAACUGACGAACAAUGCUUUAGAUCGACAUGGUUACAUCAUACUGAACUCAAUGCACAAAUACCAACCCCGAGUGCAUCUGAUUCGGAGCAAUUCGAUGGAUGAUUUUGGAAAGCUCUCAAUCAAGUCACUGGAUAGUUUCGACCCAGAAGAUGUGGAGACUUUUGAAUUUCCCGAGACGGUAUUCAUUGCCGUGACUGCGUACCAGAACCAGCUGAUAACCAAGCUGAAGAUUGAUUGCAAUCCGUUUGCCAAGGGGUUUCGCGAUUCGUCGCGGCUGACGGAAUUUGAAC